Molecule: messenger RNA, 1496 nt
Organism: Aspergillus heteromorphus CBS 117.55
Lineage: Eukaryota; Fungi; Ascomycota; Eurotiomycetes; Eurotiales; Aspergillaceae
Product: flavin-containing monooxygenase
Exons: 9
Coding region: 1-1362 (453 amino acids)
Source: RefSeq, a predicted model, not a curated record
AUGGAUCUCUCAUCACAGCCACCACGCCGAGUGAUCAUAAUCGGGGCUGGUAUCUCCGGCCUCGCAAUGGCAUGCCAGCUGAAGAGAAACUUCAACACAGAAGAUUACUGGAUUUACGACCGUCAGACCGGCAUCGGAGGUGCCUGGUGGGCAAAUACAUAUCCCGGAUGCGCCGUCGACGUCCCCGGAUUCUGCUACACCUUUUCCUUCGCCCCCAACCCCGGCUUCACGAAAGUAUUUCCCUCGCAGCCAGAGAUCCUCGGCUACUUGAGCGAUGUCGCGACACAGUAUGGCGUGGACCGCCAUUUCACGGGUGGAGUUGAAUGGACAGGUGCCGUUUGGCAGGAGAAGACACAAACGUGGAUUGUCACACUACAAGACUUGAGGACGGGUCUGUCAUUCACACAGGAAUGCCAGGUUCUGAUCUCUGCUGUUGGGGGGAUUGUCAACCCGAACAGUCUGAAUAUCCCUGGCGCAGAGACCUUCCAGGGCCAGAUCAUGCACACUGCGAGAUGGAGACACGAUGUUGAUCUGACAAACAAACAUGUGGCUGUUAUUGGGAAUGGAGCAUCCGCCGUCCAACUCGUCCCAGCGAUAGUCGACAAAGCUAAAUUUGUCACUCAAUUCAUGAGAACACCUCACCACAUCGUUGAAGCGACAAACUACGACAUCUCACCACGAUGGAGGGUUCUUUUCCGCCACAUCCCCAUCCUGCUUUAUCUCCUCCGCCUCUUCAUGCUUCUAUACAUGGAAACCGCCUUCUUCCAAUUCCGAACCACCCCAAGCGGCAAACACGGUCGAAAGGCUUCUGAGAAAGCAAGUCGGGAAUAUGUGCAAAGCAUGGCUCCUAAAAGAUACUGGGACCUCCUCAUACCCAGCUAUGAAUUCGGCUGCAAGCGCCGCAUCUUCGACCGCAACUACCUCACCACCCUCUCCACCGCCCAAAACCUCCACCUGACCAACGACCCCAUCACCGAAAUCACCGCCAAUUCGAUCCGUACCCGCUCUGGCGCUGAAGUACCGGUCGAUGUUAUUCUCCUAGCAACCGGCUUCUCCCUAACCCAAUACACCACCCCCCUGCACGGCCGCUCCCACAAAACCCGCGACACGCACUGGACGCAAUACGGCCACAAAGCGACCUUCAAGACGGUGGCGAUGCACGGGUUCCCCAAUUUCUUUUACUUGUUGGGCCCGAAUUCAGGGAGGUUGUAUACGUCGACGGUGCAGAUUAUUGAGAGUGCGUAUUUCGUGGAUAAGGACACAGGUAAAAACUGGUUCGUGUAUCCGUGGAAUUCGUUUGAUCUGUGGGUGUCGACGCAUUGGGAUGUCUUGAAGGAUUGGGAGUAUCGGAUGUGGAGGUGAUGGUAAUCUCUUGGCUGGCUUCUUCUAUUUUGAUUUUAUCUUUAGAGAUUGGACUGGAAUAUUGGGUUGGUUUGCAAUUUAUUAGCGUUUUGGAAGCGAGAUAUAGAUUCAGAUAACGCGUGGUUAUUUUUUUG